CAGCGCCGGCCUGCAGCUGCCCGGGCCGUAGCGCCACCCGCGGCUCACGCCAGGCAGCCCUGCAAACGCUCCCGCGUUGUGGUCGACGUGACGCGCACGGGACGCACGGAUCCCCCACCAAAACGUGCGCCACCCUCACACGACCAGCGAGCAAGCCAGGGGGGCAGCACCAGCACCCCCCUGGAGACACAAAGAUGAAGACCGCCAAGCGCCAACUGAAUAAACAUGACGCGGCAGAAGAGACCACGAAGCGCCUCGAGUCCAUCAUGGCCUCCUUCGACGCCUUCGACGCCGACAUGCGCAUCGGCACGCGGCAACGACGCGAGAAGGACGAAUUCAAGGUCUUUCACCAGUGUGACAAACUUCAAGCGCCCUUCAAUUUGGGGUGUGUCGCGGUCGGCGUGAGGUGCUGCUCUCUGGAUACGUUCGAGUGGAUCUUCCGAUGAUCGUGUCCGAGUUUGGUUGAUUUCCGCACAGGUCUUCACGAUGCAGCAGCAGAUGGCCGUCCUCGAACGGUCCUUGCACAACGAGGUCAAGAAGCGCACGGAGAUGACGAAAAGCAUCAAGACGUGGUGCGAUACUCAAGUGGCGGAGAUGCGUGCGAAAUUCCAGCACGACGUUAACGAGAGGCGAAUCAAGCUCCAGGAGCGCGUCGAUGGCCUACGAGAACGGACCAAUGACAUGCGGCGGCGCUUCACGGUCGACAUGCACGCGAUUCCGCUCGACAUCGAGGCUCGCGGUAAGGCUCUGGCCGAGCGGCUGCACCACACGAUGGAACAAUUCGAUGCUGAGUCCAAGUCGAGGAAGGAGCGCGAAGCCUCGAUGUUGCGACGCCUCGCUCAUGAUGAAUCGCGGACGGCGUCGUCGUUCGACACGGCGCGCACGGAACGCGAAAAUGAUUAUGUACGGCUCAGAAAGGCGUUGGAUGAUCAUGCGAAAGCUAGAAACAAGCGGGACCAGGCCCUCAAAGACAGAUUAUCUCAGGACCUGGCGCGACUGCGGAAUCAAGUAUCAGUCGAACAAAAGAUACGAUGGCGGGAAGAUGCCGAAUUAGCGGCGGCCAUGAACGGGUACAUCGAGAAGAUCCAGCAGUCGCUCUACAUCGUCAACUCGGAUAUUGGCGUGCCGGAGUAAAAUACUUAUGUCUA
Messenger RNA from Pelagomonas calceolata, 1148 nucleotides. Lineage: Eukaryota; Pelagophyceae; Pelagomonadales; Pelagomonadaceae. The record is from the annotation of a GenBank genome assembly.